Trematosphaeria pertusa is the source of this 1049-nucleotide messenger RNA. RefSeq lists its product as uncharacterized. The coding region runs from base 390 to 971 and encodes 193 amino acids. The record is from RefSeq and is a predicted model, not a curated record. The transcript is spliced from 2 exons. Lineage: Eukaryota; Fungi; Ascomycota; Dothideomycetes; Pleosporales; Trematosphaeriaceae.
CAUCGCUUUGGAACACGAAGCAGUUACACGAUCACAAGAUAGUCGGUCAUUCGACUGCGCCUCCUCUUGGCUACCGAGGCUGUACAAAGAGGGGUGACACGGGUUAUUUCACCAUACCCCAGGAAUUCUGUUUUGCCUCCAAAGUCCACAUUCGCUCGCGUCUAAAGCCCUUUGGGGAUAUCCUUGUGUGUGGUGGUAGCUCGAUUGGCUGUUGGCUGUGUGCUUGACGGAGGAUGAGGCUGUGUGGCAUUGUACGGUACGCCGAGACGUGCUGUGCUGCUCCUCAACGAGGUCGGACCGAAGUCGCCCUUGCGGGUUAAAUGCACUGCAUUCUUCGUUUCUAAAUCAUCGUGUUCUUCACUGCGUACUCAAACAAGUUCAUUCCCACAAUGGGUCUCGUCGCCGCCUUUACUUCACCCGCCGACCACCGCUGGGACGCCAGCCUCGGGGGCUACGUAACCACCUUCCUCAUAAAGAACAUUAUCCUCGUCAUCUUCAUCAUUAUCGUCAUUGGCGAAAGCGUCCAGUAUAAAAAGUGGUGGGAUGAAAGCGACAUGGGAAGUAGCUCGGGCGACGGACCACAGGACUUCUGGGUGCGCAUCGGUAUCUACCUCGUCCCCGAUCUUGUCCUCACACUCGUCAUGCUGGUCUUCAUUCCCAAGCGCUGGUGGCAUCCUAUCACUGCGCUCGUCACCUCUAUUCUCUGGUUCGGACUCUGGCUCUGCGCAUGUUUUUUCAACAUCCUUCUCAUCGAGAGCAACGAGAUCCCGUUCGACAACGUGCGUCAGUGGUAUAACUGGGGGUAUGCGGAGGGGACUUUCCAGGCCCUCAUCGCCGUUAUGUAUGUGAUCAUGAUGGUGUUUGCGGCUCAUGCGGUGCAUCGGUGGCGGAUGAGACCGAGCAGGAAUGCUGUGGAAGAGGGGACUGCGACGGUGUUGAAGGUUGUGAGUCAGAGGACGAGUGUUUCGUGAUUCUAGUGCAAGGGGCAGGGACGUAGCAGUGGGAGAAGAGUAUGCCUGCUGCUGUGAGUGGCGAGAUGCGACUUACGG